Paramecium sonneborni is the source of this 2227-nucleotide messenger RNA. NCBI's taxonomy places the organism in Eukaryota, Ciliophora, Oligohymenophorea, Peniculida, Parameciidae. The record is from the annotation of a GenBank genome assembly.
UAUGUAUACGUAAUUAAUUUUAAGUGUGAUAGGAUGUUUGUUAAUACUUUUAUCAACAUUCUGGUUCAGAACAUGUAUAAGAGACAUAAAUGAAAUAAGUUCAUAUAGAUAACCAAUGUAUGAUUAAGUAAUUUUGUUUUUUUUGGAUGCUACAGGAUAUAGAUAUGUAAUAAAUAACAAUAGUGAUCAUUAAAUAUUCUAAACUAUUACUCUAUUAAAAGAAUUAAGAUAGAAUUAUCCAGAAUAUUCAUUUCUAUAGAAGACUAAAGCAGUACCACCAUCAACUGAUUUUACUAUACUAAGUAUUAUUAAUGGAAUUAAAUAAAUGCAAAAUAAUCUAGAUGUUAUAUUUAAAUCAUAUCCUGCACCAUAUGAAGAUUCGAUUUUAAGAAAACAAUUUAAAACAGCGUUAUAUUCAAGUAAAAAAUAGGAUUGGUAAAGAAUGAGUUCAGGAGAGUUCAAUUAUAUUGAAAACACUUAAUUUUUUAAUGUAGAAAAUAUCUAAAUAGCAGAUCUUUCAUCAUUUUAAUAUUUUAGAGAAUCUUUUUAAUAAGAUUAACCAUAAUAUUAAUUUUAUAUUGUUCAUAUGAUGGGAUAUGAUGCAUUAGGACAUGCAAUAUAAUAUUAAGAUUAUGAUAAAGGAGUAUAAUUAUUAAGAAUGUUUAAUUCAAUAUUGGAAGAAAUGGUUUAUAAUUUAAAAGAUAAUCAAUUAUUGAUUGUAUUAGGUGAUCAUGAUUAAAGUAAGAGAGGAAAACAUUACUAAUGUUCUACAGAAUCAUUUGAAUGUGAAGGUUUUUUAUUUGCAUUCAAUAUUAAUGGUUUAUUCCAAAAUGAUUAAAUCUAUGAAUUUUAUGAACCUUCAGAUUUAUCAGCCACUAUCUCUUCACUCUUAGGAUAUUAACCUACAAGUUAAAAUCUUGGUAAAAUCAUUCCAUAAUUUUAUCCUAGAAAUGCUAAUAAAACAGAAAUCUCAAAUGAUUAAGAAAUUGUCAAAUUAUAAAUAAUAAAGUAUCUUUAAACUUAAGAAUUUAAAGUAUCAUCUUCUUUCAUUUAAGAAUUAAAACAAUUAUCUGCUGAUUAAAUUGUUACUCAUGUUUAAAGAAACCUUUAAGUUGGAUUACCAAGGAAAGAUUCCUUUAUUAUUGGACUACAGUUUAAUUUAAUAUUUUAAUCAAUUAUAAUGUUAUUAUUGCUUAGUGUUUAUUCCAUAAGAACUCUAUGGACAUUCUAAGAAAUAUUUAUAAUUGUUUCUACUGGCUUCUUUUAUCCUUCAAUUUAACUCAUUGGAUUAUUAAUCUUAAUAAUAUUAAACAGAGAAUAUAAUACUAAACGGAUUCUUUAAUUAUUCACUCUCUUGAUAUUUAUUUAACUUCAUUUUCUGGGAUAUAUUCCAGACUUACUCUUUUCUAUUGAACUUUAAUUUCUACUCAUUUUAGCCAUCAAAUUUAGUACUUUUAUUAAAUUAAGAUAGAAUUUUACUAAAUGGAAAAUAUCUUUAUUAUUUGCAAUGGUAGCUAUCUCAUAAAUUACAGUUUAUGUCUUUUUCCUAUUAGGUUAAACUGAAUUUGAAUUCAAAAAGGAUCUCUUGUUAAGUCUUAUCAUUUUUUUAUUUAUACUAUGUGCUAUUGAUCCAAGAUAUUUUAAUCAAGGAAGGAUUAAAGCCCUUUAUCUUACAAUUCUUUUUAUUUUAUCUGAUAUUACUGUCAUAUUUUAACUUAAUUAUUUCUAUAAUUUUAUUUAAUUUACUCUUUUAUUUAUGCUUAUCUAAUUUACUGAUGUUAAGUAUAAUGUACUAAUAUCAAAAAUCAUUUAUAAUGCAUUUAACCCAAUUAAAAUUAAUCAUUAAAUAUUCAAAGGUAAUUAAUAAAUUAAUAUGAAUUCAAUGAUCAUACUCACCUAAGAAUUUGAUAUUGGACCUUCAUUAUUUUCUGUAUUUAUAGGUAACUUUGGAUGCCAUAUAAUUGGAAUUGCUUCUUUGUUUUUUAAUAAGAUUAAUUAAGAUAGACAUUAAAUUAUUGGGGCCCUUAUUAUUUCUUCAAUUUCGAAUUUACUAUUAGAUUCAUUGUAAAUUCUAAAUUAUAAUUAAUCAAUUAAUAACACAAAUGAAAUGAUUGAAUAAUAAAUAGGAUUGUUAAAUAGUUUACCAUUAAAAUUACUAGAAUUGAUUUUAUAUAACUUUGGUUAUAUAUUGUUAGUCAAAGAAAUAAAGUAAAAAAGAGAGAAUUGA